GUCCUGGGCUUCAUCAUCGCCUUCGUCCUGGCCUUCUCUGUCGGCGCCAACGAUGUGGCCAACUCCUUCGGCACUGCGGUGGGCUCGGGGGUGGUGACCCUCCGACAAGCCUGCAUCUUGGCCAGCGUCUUUGAGACGGUGGGCUCUGUCCUCCUGGGAGCCAAAGUCAGCGAGACCAUCCGUAAGGGGCUGAUCGACGUGGGGAUGUACAGCUCCAUGCAGCAGCUGCUGAUGGCGGGGUCGAUCAGCGCCAUGUUCGGAUCUGCUGUGUGGCAGCUGGUGGCUUCGUUCUUAAAGCUUCCCAUUUCUGGUACCCACUGCAUUGUUGGCGCAACCAUUGGCUUUUCGCUGGUGGCCAAGGGGCAAGAAGGUGUCAGGUGGUCUGAGCUGCUAAAGAUCGUGUUGUCCUGGUUCAUCUCACCCCUUCUUUCGGGCAUCAUGUCUGCUAUCCUGUUUUUCCUUGUCCAGAGGUUCAUUCUCCGUAAGGCAGAUCCCGUUCCCAACGGCUUGCGAGCUUUGCCCAUCUUCUAUGCCUGUACUGUGGGGAUCAACCUCUUCUCUAUCAUGUAUACUGGUGCACCUCUGCUGGGCUUUGACAAACUUCCUCUGUGGGGUAUCCUCCUAAUUUCGGCGGGGAGUGCUGUUGUCUGUGCUCUCGUCGUCUGGUUCUUUGUAUGUCCGAGAAUGAAGAAGAAAAUCGAACGAGAGAUCAAAUCCAGUCCUUCUGAAAGCCCCUUGAUGGAGAAGAACAUCAGCCCGAAGGAGGACCAUGAGGAGCCCAAGGCAGCUCUGGGAGAUGCCAAGAGCCCCGUUGUUGAUGUGGGGUCAGCUGCGCCCCACCGGGCAGCAGUGGAGGAGAGGACAGUCUCCUUCAACCUUGGGGACCUGGAGGAGGCCCCAGAGCAGGAGAGGCUCCCCAGCCUUGACCUGAAGGAAACCAGCAUUGACAGCGCUGUGCGGCUGCCCAAUGGCAACCUUGUCCAGUUCAACCAGGCCAUGGGCCACCAGCUGAGCUCCAGCGGGCAGUACCAGUACCACACUGUGCACAAGGACUCUGGCCUCUACAAGGAGCUGCUGCAUAAACUGCACCUGGCCAAGAUGGGGGACUGCAUGGGGGACUCGGGGGACAAGCCCCUGCGGCGUAACAACAGCUACACCUCCUACACCAUGGCCAUCUGUGGCAUGCCCCUGGACUCCCUCCGUGCCAAGGAGGGGGAGGAGAUGGAGAAGCUGACCUGGCCUGUGGCGGACACCAAGAAGAGGGUCCGCAUGGACAGCUACACCAGCUACUGCAAUGCAGUGGCAGAUGCCCACCCGGCUGCUGAUGUGGAUCUGAACACGGCCCAGGUGGAGAUGGGAGUCAGCGACCACAAGGGCAGCAGUAGCUCCCUGGAAGAAUGGCAUGACCUGGACAAACCCGAGGUGUCCCUCCUCUUCCAGUUCCUGCAGAUCCUCACAGCCUGCUUUGGCUCCUUCGCUCAUGGUGGCAAUGAUGUCAGCAAUGCCAUAGGGCCCCUGGUUGCGCUCUACCUGGUCUAUCAGACAGGUGAUGUGGCUACCAAGGUGGCAACUCCCAUCUGGCUGUUGCUCUACGGAGGUGUGGGGAUUUGCAUCGGCUUGUGGGUCUGGGGAAGGAGAGUCAUCCAGACGAUGGGGAAGGACCUGACUCCCAUCACACCAUCAAGUGGCUUCAGCAUUGAGCUGGCAUCUGCCCUGACGGUGGUGAUUGCCUCCAACGUUGGUCUCCCCAUCAGCACAACACACUGCAAGGUGGGCUCGGUGGUCUCGGUGGGCUGGCUGCGCUCCAGGAAGGCGGUGGACUGGCGCCUUUUCCGCAACAUCUUCAUGGCCUGGUUUGUCACCGUCCCCAUCUCGGGUCUCAUCAGUGCUGCCAUCAUGGCUGUCUUCAAGUAUGCCAUCCUGAAGGUGUGAGGGGCUCGUGCUGCUCCUGCUUCCCUGCUGCCC
Balearica regulorum gibbericeps (East African grey crowned-crane) is the source of this 1965-nucleotide messenger RNA. Lineage: Eukaryota; Metazoa; Chordata; Aves; Gruiformes; Gruidae. The record is from RefSeq and is a predicted model, not a curated record.